Molecule: messenger RNA, 2709 nt
Organism: Trichomycterus rosablanca
Lineage: Eukaryota; Metazoa; Chordata; Actinopteri; Siluriformes; Trichomycteridae
Product: core histone macro-H2A.1
Exons: 9
Coding region: 137-1132 (331 amino acids)
Biological process (GO): heterochromatin formation
Cellular component (GO): nucleosome; chromatin
Molecular function (GO): structural constituent of chromatin; protein heterodimerization activity; DNA binding
Source: RefSeq, a predicted model, not a curated record
AUCAGCUGUUGGGCGGUGCAUUGUGGGAGUAAGGAUAUCGCACUGGUUUACUUCGGUGUCAUUGCUACACAUCUGAUUUGAUCUGAUUUGAUUUGAUUUGUGUCUGAUCUAUAUCAGCUAUUGUGAGGUGUGAGUUAUGUCGACUCGAGGGGAAAAAAAGAAAAUUUCAAAGAUGUCUCGCUCAGUUAAAGCUGGAGUGAUUUUUCCUGUUGGCCGAAUGCUGCGCUACAUUAAACACAAUCUCCCCAAAUACAGAGUGGGUGUAGGAGCACCUGUCUACCUUGCGGCUGUCCUUGAAUACCUCACCGCUGAGAUUUUGGAGUUGGCAGGUAAUGCGGCACGUGAUAAUAAGAAGGGGCGUGUUUCACCCCGACACAUCCUGCUUGCCAUUGCUAAUGAUGAAGAGCUUAAUCAGUUGCUGAGGGGUGUAACAGUUGCUGCAGGAGGAGUUUUACCCAACAUUCACCCUGAACUGCUGGCUAAGAAGAAAGGUGCUAAAGCUAAACUGGAGGCUGCCGUUUCUCCACCAUCACCCACCAAGAAGAACAGAACCAACAAAACAGCAGCUAAAAAUUUCUCCAGAACCAAAAAGCGACGUGAUGGCAGUAAGAGGAUGAGUGCUGACAGUACCACUAACUCUUCAUCUGACACUAUCACCAUACUCUCAUCAAAAAGUCUCUUUCUUGGACAGAAGCUGCAAGUGGUUCAAGGUGAUAUUUCCACCAUCACCAGUGACGCUGUGGUUCAUCCCACUAACUCCACCUUCUACACUGGGGGGGAAGUAGGUGGUGCACUGGAGAAGAAAGGUGGAAAGGAAUUUGUUGAUGCUGUGCUGGAGCUACGUAAGGAACAUGGACCGUUGGAGGUAGCUGGAGCGGCACUGACAGAAGGUUUUGGUCUCCCGGCAAAAUAUGUAAUCCACUGUAACAGUCCCAGUUGGGGAUCCGAUAAGUGUGAGGAACUACUGGAAAAAACAGUAAAGAAUUGCCUCGCCCUCACUGAUGAGAAAAAACUAAAAUCUGUGGCCUUUCCUUCCAUUGGAAGUGGCAGCAGGUGGUUUUGCAUCGUCUUGUUAAUAAAUGCUGGACGUCCCUGGAAAAGACGUCAUCAUGAAGGAAGCACAUGUUGUUAAAAAAUCUCAACGUACUUUUCUAAAUUAACGCUGCAUCACAGAUGUGGAAACGACCUUCAACAAGGACACCUACACCCCCAUACCAUGGCACACCCUGGCGCUGACCCCCAUACCAUGGCACACCCUGGCACUGACCCCCCAUACCAUGGCACACCCUGGCACUGAGCCCAAAGAACUGGACACACUAGAUCACUGUAAAACAAAAGAUACUUCAGCCUCGCAGUGUGUGCAUGUGUCACUGAGGCUCGUACACCAUACAAGACAAAUUUAAUGAGCCAGUAAACAAAAGCCCAACACAAACAGUAUUUAAAGGAUCUUCCAGCUGCAGCACGUUACUGCUCAUGAGACGCAGAGUCUGUCUGAUUAAAGGGUCGUCUGCACCCACAUGCUGUCCAUUAGUGGCAGGGUAAACGGGCAAUGAUGUCUGUGAUCUGAUCCUCCAGCAAAGGUCCAUGACAGGUGGAUCUGUUAGAAGUGGAUGCAGUUUUGUUGUGUGUGUGUUUGUGUGUGUGUGUCUAUGUGUGUGUUUUGGUCAGCAAAUAAUAUUUCUAGCCUAGCUGACACUGACCCUAGAAUUAAAUCCUGGGUAUCACUGAUGACAGGAGGGUUUGGGGUGAAUUCUUUUUGAGCUGAAUAUCAAAUCAAAUCACUUUAUUGUCACGUCACAUUAACACAGGUGUGAAAGGUGAGUGAAAUGCUUAGGUGCUCAGUCCCUCACAGUUGCAAUACACAUUAAUUACAAAAAUAUACACAUUAACUUACAUAAAAACUAGCACUAUUUGUUCAAUAUAUACAGGACUUUUUAUGUGCAGCUGUACAAAAUUAGGAAAAGUGAAUGAAUAUAAAUAUAUAAAAUAAAAUUGGAAUAAUAAGUCUGAAAUGUACAGUUAUUGUGCAAGAUAUGAAUUACACAUGGUAAAGUGCAGAGUGCAGAAUGGGUUGUGUGGGGUGUGUAUGGUGGGGGGAAAAUGAAAGUUUCUGGGAUGAUCUGACAGUGAGGAGAAUCUAACAGCGCACUUUAACUUCCUCCUGCUUUAUCAGACUGAUCAGAUUGUAGUAGGGACGUUCGUACUAAGUGCCCUCAUUAGGUAAGAAUGUGUUUAUUUUCUGUCUACAGCCGUGACCUGAAACAGAGCAGUGAGACCUCCGGUCAACAAGGAUUAGCCAAGAGCAUGCUCGAACAUGCACACACACACACACACACACACACACAUCCCUUGGGGAGACGGCUCAUGCUAAUAAAGCCUAACGCCAAUAGCAAUUAGCCAGAAUUAGCCUCUGUUAAUCCCUAAUGAGGCAGGUGAAUGAGUGUCUGAGCUGUGUACUCAAUUAACACAAUACUCCCCCAAACACUCAUACACCCCACAAACAAUUAAACCCCUAAACACACACACACAUACACACACACACACACUAAUGUUGAGUCCUCAGUUUAAAAAUGCUCGAUUUUAGGUCCGCUUGAUUUUACCAUUUUCAUUGUCCAGGGUGGGUUACUGGGACACUUGACCCACUUUGACCCUGACCAGGUUAGAACAAUAGUAAAACAUGAAAAUGAAUAAAUGAUAAUAACAUUAGAA